AUGCAUUUCAAGAGCAACUCAGACCUGGUUCACAACACUCUACCUUAUGAAGCUGUAGAAGAGUUCUGGAAAUGGUGUUCAGAUAUCAACUCCUCCGGGCUAGUCAUACAUUUACAUCCUUAUGGAGGAAGAAUGAAUGAGAUAUCAGAAUCAGAAACCCCAUUUCCACACAGGAAAGGCGUGCUAUAUGAGCUACUACAUGUAGUGAUGUGGAUGGAGGAUAAAGAUGGUGAAUCUUUAGAGAAUUACUACAACAAAUGGAUCAGAGGAUUGUACGAGUUUAUGGCUCCUUAUGUGUCAAAACGGCCAAGAGGUGCUAUUGUCAAUUCCAGAGACCUUGAUUUGGGUUCCAAUAAUGUCAUUGGCAAUAGCUAUUCUAUAGCUCGGGUAUGGGGAUCCAAAUACUUCAAGAAUAAUUUUAAGAGCUGGCACUUAUUGAAGGUAUAG
Coffea eugenioides is the source of this 447-nucleotide messenger RNA. RefSeq names its product berberine bridge enzyme-like 28. The transcript has a single exon. Lineage: Eukaryota; Viridiplantae; Streptophyta; Magnoliopsida; Gentianales; Rubiaceae. The record is from RefSeq and is a predicted model, not a curated record. The coding region runs from base 1 to 447 and encodes 148 amino acids.